Podarcis muralis (Common wall lizard) is the source of this 2848-nucleotide messenger RNA. The record is from RefSeq and is a predicted model, not a curated record. Lineage: Eukaryota; Metazoa; Chordata; Lepidosauria; Squamata; Lacertidae.
GGGCGGCGGCGAGAGAGAGGCGCGCGGGGCGCCGCCGGCGCGCACCGGGAGGCGGAGAAAGUUCUCGGGCGCGCCGGCGGCAGCAGCAGCCCUGGGAACCCGGUGUAGGGGCGUCGCUACGGGUUAAAGGCAGCAGCAGAGCCGGCCAACCCCAGCCCGGAGCGAGAGGAACUUUGCGCGCCAGCCUGCGUGGGAAUUGCACCUGCUCCGGGCCGGAGAGAGCGCGCGCCUGGCCAUCGUAGGAUUGGAAGGGAUCCCGAGGAUCAUCUAGCCCAGCCCCCUGCAAUGCUGGAAAAAAGGGGUCCGCGUGGGUUUGGAAAUUUUUGCUUGGGGGGGGGGAAUUAUUUCCUUCUCUCCCCCCUCCUUUUUUCAUCUUCUUUGGGAAGAAGAGAGACCCGCGCCUGGAUCGCGAAUGUUCAGGGACUGCUCGGUUUGAGGUUCCCCUCACGUUGUUCUUCAUUUGAACGCUCUGUCUCUUCGUGAGGAUGCAUCAUCAGUUCACGUUGGAGGGAAGGAUUUCAUCCCGGCAAGCAGAGAACCCCAUGGUUGUUUCCUAGGCAACUGCUCGCAGAAUCAUUUCGAAGGCUAAAGACUGUUGCACGAAGCAACAGGUUGUGCUAACAUCUCCCAUCUUCCCACUUCCACUAUCCUCGUGUCGUUUCCAGUGAUGAUUGUGGGUCGCUCUUUUUAUACUGGUCUGGAACAUAAGGAGAUCACUGCUGGAUUUGGAAAAUAGAUUCCAGGUGAUGGAUGAUUCCGUAGCCACACCUGAACAAUCCAAUCCAGCGAUGCACCAGUUCAAAAAUUUUUGAUGUCCAAGCUGAAUGUUUUUGAUGCAAUGUGGGCCUGCUAUAUUUGUUGUCUACAGUAGGCCGAAGAGUCUCGUCUCUUCCCAAUGAAACUCGCCCCCUGCUCCUUUGGACUUCUCUUGCUAUGGUUCAGGAGCAGAGACCCGUCACUUCCACCUCCCAUAGUGAUGUGGCCUCCACUGUGGGUAACUGAUGCACAAGUGUGCCUUAAAAACACACACAUAAGUAACCGCUUUCAGCUCAUCAGAGAGACGGGCACUGUUUGGGGUGUGAAUACGCAAGACCUCGGUCCACGACUGUUGAGGAGAUUACAUGUUGGAAGUCCCAUCGUUUUCUGCCGUGGCGCAAACGAACCAAAGCAGAUUUCGGGAGCCGUCCAGGAGCACCGCCAGGAAAAGGAGAAGAGGGGGCUACUGUGUGCGCACGCCAGGCAGCAAGUGGAUUUGGUGCCUGAGAUGAAAUGAACUUGCUGCCUUUGUCAUCACGAGGACUGCCUGGGAUCCCAGUCUCUUGGAGAGGGUGGGUGCAGAUGUUCGCCUCGUGAGGAUGCCAUGUGCCAAAAGAAGCAACGCUGCGAAGAAGCCAGCUGCUACCGAGAAAGAUGGGGGGGGGGUUUCCCUCCCUUCUUGGGGAUCUUCUGCGUGGGAUUCGUUUCAGGAGGUUCACUGGUCACAGCAGCCCUUGCCAAGCGGACGCGCUCCAGAUGUUUGGACUCCAGUUCACAUCAGCCCCAGCCGGGAAGGCAGGUUUCAGACGGUACCUAUAGGACGGUAAAAAACAGCUUAGCAAUGUUGCUGCCUUUCCUCCUCUAUGGGGCUGCACAUUUUCUCGCGGCCGCAAAGGGAGAGGUGGUCCAGGAUUUUAAGAACUGCCUCGAGUUCUUCUUGGACAAGAUGCCCCCCGGAGAGUCUCUGACGCCACCCAGAGAAGCCAAGAUCUGCCAGUUCUAUAGGAACGCCUAUCGCUUUGCCACGAUGUACGACCGAGAGAAGCGGAUUCCCAUCUACUCCGCUUACAAAUGCAAACCUGGGAAGGGACACAGAUAUCAAGGAUGGAUGAUAGAGCCGCAGCUCGUAGACCCGACUUUGGGGAAGGGCAUGGAAGACGAGCGUGAAACCAACAUCGCCGCCACAGGGAUUAAGAAGAGCCAGGCCACUUUCGACGAUUAUGCCCAGGCCUUAAGCAUUGAAAAGGGGCACUUGAACCCAGUGAGCCACCAACCGGAUGAAGACAGCAGAGCGGCCACUUCCACUUUGACCAAUAUCGUGCCCCAGUAUAGCAAGCUCAACGAAGGUGCCUGGGCCGAGCACGAGAGUCUCCUCAAGAAAGAAGCCCAGGCUUGCCAUGAUAUGUACGUCCUCGUGGGAGCUGUGCCCGGGGAUGAGUAUAUCUCGGACCUCAGGGUCAAUAAGCCCAGCCACAUCUGGUCGGCAGCUUGCUGUGUGCUUGAUAACCAGCACAGAAAAUCCUGGGCUGCCCUAGCGAAAAACAGUGAGAAUGAAGUCAAGGAAUACAGCUUGGAGACCCUCCAGAAAAUCCUAGCUGAACUUUAUGGGAAGAAGAAAGUGGAUCUUUUCAAUGGUUCCUGUAACUAGUGUGCAGCUGAUUGCGGAGAGAGCUAGUUUUAUCCCCAAGAUAGAGGAAGGAUGUAUAAAAUCGUCUCCCAACCAGAGAUGCUCACAAAGUCCUCUCACUGCCGAUUCUGUUCACAGGUUGUGAAGUUCUUAAAAGAAAUUGGUGGUGAAUUGAGAAGAUGUUCUAUUUUUUCCAGAUCUAUUUUUUAAAAAAGCUGUACACAAAACUUAAAUAAAAUGAAACAUGUGACACAUUUCUAGGUGGUAGCAGUUUUAUUGUUGUUAUCAACAUUGCGCUCUAUAAAUUCUGCCCAUCUUGCAACACAAUCCUAUGUUUGGUUACUCAGAAGAAACUGCUGUUGUAUUUGAUGGGAUUUACUUGUCCAGCCAUUGGAAAACAUCAGUAUUCAGCAAGAAUGGUGGGUUAGACAAAAAAAUAUGGGACAUGCCUUUUUUGAACAUUUA